Molecule: messenger RNA, 3063 nt
Organism: Chara braunii
Lineage: Eukaryota; Viridiplantae; Streptophyta; Charophyceae; Charales; Characeae
Source: the annotation of a GenBank genome assembly
GCGGCCGGGCAGGGCUGCCCACCUCCAAGGCGUGCUGCUGGGCGGUCGGCCGGGAUGCUAGUGGACCGUGGGCUUGCGCGACAUCGAGGGGUCGCGGCGGCAGGAGCGGCGGCAGGAGCGGCGGGGACGUCAGGGUGCAGCGACAUCGACUCAUCAUCGAGGGGACGCUACAUCGAUAGUGCGGCACAGUCAGACGACAUCCAAGAUCGAGGCCAUGACUUGUUGGAUCCUGGUGGGGGGGUGAUGACGGGGGGUGUAGGGAGCAGCGGUGCGGGGGGGUCUGGGGGUGCCAAGUUCAACCCGCUGUCUGAGAACGAGAUGGCGAAGUUGAGGCGAGGGAACAUUGUUUGGAACUUCGUCACCGCGGGCCAGUACGGGGGGUCGUCGAAGGCCGCGCGUCAUUUCACGCAGUCGAAGUUCUGCAAAGCUGGCGGAAUGAGAGUUCUCGCGGAACUCUGGAACAACACGGACUACACAUUUGUGUCGUCCACUGCUCAGCGGGUGCAGAGGUGGAUGGCAGACGAGGGCAUACGGGACAUGAGAGCCCCUGCGGGUGGCCAGAGACAGCGGAUGGACGACGUAGAGAGGGACGACAUUCAGGACGCCCUCGAUGAGGAGGAGGGCCGCGAGGGUGGGGCCAGGGAGGGGGCGGUUGCAGACGAGGCAGACGAGGCAGUCGGAGAGCCUAACCUGCCAGGGGAGGAGGUGGUGAUGACGUCGAGAGGCGUCGGUCGAGCGGGUCCUGCUACUAGGGCGCCACGACCUAAGGUGGAGCGCGCGAGGAGGGAGAAGAGGGCAGUGGGGCAGGCUGGCGUCGAGGUGCCAGACACGGGCAGGGAGAAGAGGGCUCGACAGACCACGAUUGACGAGAUGUACGCCAGAGAGAAGUUGGCCGAGUUCACGGACGCGGUUACAGCGGGCGCCAGUAUCCCUUCGCAGAGGGCGAAGGUGGCGACGAUGGUGAGCGAGGUGCGCACCAUUUUCCGGCACAGCGGUGCCACUAUCCUUUUCGACGGGAGGAAGUCGCGCAGCGGCAAGCCGCUCGUGAACUUCCUCGUCGGGGGCGCCAAUGGCGCCCUGCUGUACGCCACCGUCGCACGUGACGGGCCGGUCCGAGACACAGUGGAUGUCGUGUACCGUAGGUGGCGGGCCAUCAUCUUGUCCUUUCCUGCAAAGGACGUGAUCGGCUUCUGCACAAACUCCGCCAAUAACUAUACGGCGGCAGCGCGCAGGUUCGCCACAGACCCCGAGCCCGACAUCAGGAGGUUCACUUGGCACCCCUGCUCCACCCAUGUCUGCAACUUGAUGUUGUCAGAUAUCGGGACGCGAGUGGUGUGGGUCAAGGACACCAUCAUCCGCGCUCGAGCGCUUGUGCAAUUUAUUAAAUCGCACGGUGGGGGUCGUGACGACAUGGAUUCAUUCACAUCAGUUAUCACUGGUGAUGUGCCGUCGACCGCGCAGGCGAGUGGCAGCAGCAGAGCCGGCGGUGGUCGUGGAGGACGUUCGCAUGCGGAGGUUCGCGUGGACGACUCGGGGGAGCAGCAGCCACGGGGAGGUCUUCGGCAGACAGGCAGGCGUUGGGAGGUUAGGAGUGACAGCGAGGCUGAGGGGGAGGCCGAGGAUGAGGAGGUGCCCCUUCGCGAUCGUCGCUUCUCUCCCUCCCAUCAUCCGAUCUCUGCACAGCCCGAGGCACUUAGGCGUUCGGAGAGGUUGGCGUCGGCAGCAGGCAGAGACCGGACACAUGACGGCGAGGAUCGUGGGGGGGAGAGGACUCCUUCCGACGCCGGUAUCCGCCCCCGCUCGCCGUCGGUGCUCCGCACACAGGACUUCGACGUCGUAGGGCUUGGCGGGAGCUUGGGAGAUUUCAGUAAGAGGGAUGCCCGUUUGGACCGAGAGGAGGAGGAGCGGCUGAGGAGUUUGCCACAGUGGGAGAGUCGGUUCGCGUAUCUCGACGAGCAGCAUCGGCAGAGGGACUUGGAGACAGGAGGGGGAGGGAGCCGUAACGUAGACGACUCGGGUGUCCCUGAGGAGGAGGUUCAGGGGGAGUUCGAUUAUGAGGGGCAGGAUGUCACCGCGGGUGGUGGGUCAGGUGGUGGACGACGCGGCGACGAGGAGACCGCGGGUGUCCCUGAGGGGCAGGAUGUUGUCAUGGGCGGUGGGUCCCCUAGUGGGGGCCGUGGCGACAGCGAGACUGCGGGUGAUGAGGGACAGGGUGCCGCAAUGUGUGGCAGAGGAGAGGGUGGACCCGGUGGAGAUGGGGAUACUGUCGGUGGAGACGAUGGACCAGACGGCGACGAUGACGACGACCACGGUCCCGAGGACGAUCCGUAUAGGCUCGCCUCGGUGUUGAGGGACCCCACAGUGCCUCCCUUGCGCCCUGAGGACAAAGCGCACACUUUCUUCGACGUCGACGCUUUGGCGCAAGCGUUGACGGAUGACCGUUUCGCACACGUGAGCCGCAAGAGCGGCAAGCACCGGGCCCCUGGGAGGGUAUAUUCACCGCCGCCGUUCACAGUGCAGAGCCCUCACUGGUCGGGUUCGUCGCUCAGCGGCGUGAGAGGGAGGGACUCCGGUGCGGGUGAGGUGGGGUCCGACGGUUGCAGCGACAACGGUAGAGAUAGUGCAGGAUCGAUGCCUCCACCGCCCGCAUGGACUCCGGAGGCCAGGGUCGACACCGGGGACGGGACGGCGGCACCUGGAGUUGCGCACAGUGGCGGUUCCCUGCCGACAGUCCGAGGUGGUGUGGGUGGCGAAUGGUCAGCUGUUCGUCGGGUCGGGGACCGAUUGCGGGCGGAUUACGAUGCCGGGAGGUGCGUCUUCACGGGACGUACGACUGUUCAGACGCAGGCUGCGGAGGGUGGGUCUGGACGUCCGAGACUGCAGAUGGCAGGUCGCAUGCUUGGUUUGUCACGAAUGGAGACGAGGAGAUCAUUCGUCCUCGAGGCCGCAGGGACAUCUACAGAAGGCUGCGGGGAGAGCAGUUCACAUCGGGCGAGGAGGGGUUGUUGAUGCGUCCCGGGACGAGACGACAGCAUGGCCUCUCGAAGGUUGAGGCUCGACUCG